Closterium sp. NIES-65 is the source of this 3345-nucleotide messenger RNA. Lineage: Eukaryota; Viridiplantae; Streptophyta; Zygnematophyceae; Desmidiales; Closteriaceae. The record is from the annotation of a GenBank genome assembly.
AUGUAUGCUGUGACUGGUAGUGAUGAGGAUGACUGUUACCGGUGUUUCCCGCCCGACCCGGGCAUUGGUACUGCUGCGUCAGGUGCUAGUGAGGCUGCUGCUCUAGGUGCCAGUGCGUCUGUGCUCUCAGGUACUGGUGAGUUUGCCCUCUCAGGUACUGUGUCGGCUUCGGCCUCUCACACCUUCACCCUUGACUCUGGAGCGUCUCGCUCCUUCUUUCGGGACCGCACCACUCUCACGCCGCUGAGUCGGCCGGUUGCGGUGUCCCUGGCUGACCCCUCUGGGGGGCCUGUCCUUUCUCGCUUCUCCACGGUCCUUCCGUGUCCUGCGGCCCCCUCUGGCACCCUGUCUGGUCUCUACCUCCCCUCGUUCUCGACGAACCUGGUGAGUGGUGCUGACCUACAGGAUGCGGGUGUCCACCAGUUCACUCCUGCUCGUCAGCGAGUGACCCACUGCACGGAGGCUAGCACGGGACGCCACCUGGCUACGUUUACACGUCGGCCAGGGUCGAGCCUGUACACACUGACCACUGCUUCUCCUCCAGGUGCUGAGUCUGGUAGGGUCCCUUCGUCUGGUCAGGUGUUUGCCGCAGCGUCCAGGUCUGGUCCUGAGUCUGCCCCCUGUUCGUGUCGUCGUCUGUCUCACGAGACCCUCCUCUGGCACCACCGCCUUGGCCACCCCUCUCUGCUUCGGCUCAGAGGCAUGGCCUCCCGUCUUCUUGUGUCUGGUCUCCCCCAGUCUCUACCUCCCCUUCCUCAGGGCCCUGGCCCUGCCUGUGUCCCCUGUGUCGAGGGGCGCCAGCGUGCUGCCCCUCACUCCUCCCAGUUUCCUCCGACAGAGGCCCCGUUGCAGACGCUUCACAUGGACGUGUGGGGCCCAGCCCGCGUCCGUGGACAGGGUCAGGAGGGCUACUUCCUGCUCGUUGUUGACGACUACUCGCGUUACACCACGGUCUUCCCCUUGCGCAGCAAGGGUGAGGUCACUGAGGUGCUGAUCGACUGGAUCCGCGCAGCUCGUCUUCAGCUCAGGCAGAGCUUUGGCUCCGACUUUCCUGUGUUGCGUCUGCACUCGGACAGAGGCGGAGAGUUCUCCUCUGGCCUUCUGCGUGCCUACUGUCGUGCGCGAGGCAUCCGCCAGUCCUUCACGCUUCCGGACUCCCCGCAGCAAAAUGGGAUUGCUGAGCGCCGCAUUGGCAUGGUCAUGGACGUCGCCCGUACGUCCAUGAUGCAUGCGGCUGCCCCCCCAUUUUCUGUGGCCGUUUGCGGUCAGGUUGGUGAUGCGUCGGCGUUCUGGUUCUGGGGAUCUCGGGCGUUUGUCCGCGACUUGUCUGCGGACAAGCUGUCCCCUCGCGCUGCUCCCUGCGUCUUCCUGGGGUUCCCCCCCGACGCCCCUGGGUGGCAGUUCUACCACCCCACCUCUCGACGUGUUCUGUCCUCCCAGGACGUCACGUUCGACGAGUCGGUACCCUACUACCGCCUCUUCCCCUACCGCACUCCGUCCCUCCCCCCACCCCCGCUCUUCUUGGUACCAGGUCCCCCCCCGGUAGACCCCCUCCCCCGUCAGGGUCCUGCCCCUUCAGGUGUGUCCCAGGUAGACGCGGUCGAGCCUGUCGAGGUCACUGGUGACUCUGGUGCUGCUGCGGGAGCUGAGCCUGGGGGUGCGGAGCCUGGGGGUGCGGAGCUUGGGGGUGCUGUGCCUGGGGGUGCUGUGCCGGGGGGUGCGGAGCCUGGGGGUGCGGAGACUGGGGGUGCUGAGCCUGGGGGUGCUGAGCCUGGAGGUGCCGAGCCUGGGGGUGCUGAGCCUAGGGGUGCUGCGCCUGGGGGUGCUGAGCCUGGGGGUGCUGAGCCUGGGGGUGCUGAGCCUGGGGGUGCUGUGCCUGGGGGUGCUUCGUCUCGCCGGGAGCCACUCUCCCCACAGGAGCUGCGUGAGUGGUUUGCCAGGCGCUGGAGGCGUGCUGCUGGUGUUGGUGGUUCUUCGGCUGCAGAGGGUACUGCUGCCGCGCGUCCCGGUGGUGCUCGUACUGUGGGUGCUGGAGCUGCUGGGUCUGAGGGUUCUCCUGGAGCUGGUGCUGCUGAGGGUGUUGGCGCUGUGCCUGCCGCUGGCGGUCCGACUGACAGUGCUCCUGGUGCUGCUGCUGGAGGUUCUGGUGCUGCUGGAGGUGCUACUGUAGUGGGUGCUCCUGCUGGGGGUACUGGUGCUGUUCCUGCUGUUUCUGGCGUCGCCGCGCGGCCCCGACCGUACUUCGUUCCGCUCCUGCAGCAGGUUCUUGGUCUUACACCUCCUCCUCCCUUAGAGGGUCCGCAGCCUGUCCGGUCACAGCCACAGCUACAGCCUGCCUCCCCUUUGCCUGCUCCUUCUCCCUACGCUGGUCCGACUGGAGGUCUUACUGAGCGUCGUGAGCCUGCGUCUCGUCCUGCGUUGCCUGUUCGUACUGAGCGCGCUAGUGGUCGCGGGUCGCGUCAGCGUCCUCCUCCUGUCCCUGGCACGCACCGGAUGUCACUGCGUCCGUCCACUGCUCCUCUGCGUGCCCCUUUGCCUUCUCCUCCUGCUUCCUCUCUUCCUGCUCUUGCCGACCCGGAGUCGGACUCUCUUCGUGCUGCCAGUCCUACUGUCACGCGUCUUCUUGCUACUGCUGUCACUGACCCUUCCUUCGAGUCGUCUGCUGCUUCUGCCCUUGUCACUGAGCUUGUCGACUUUGCUGCACGCUGUCGUCUAGACUACGCUGCCAGUCUUGUCGCUGAGUCUGAGUCUGCCUGUCCUCCGUCCGUCGGGGGUGAGUGUGCCCUCGGCACGGACGUCCUUGAGGACAGGCAGGAGGAGUUCCAGUGUCUGGCAGCCGCUUCACCUCAUCUCGCGUCUGUACUGCUAGCCCCUGAGGGAGACCCGGAUGCACCAGACAUCCCGACUCCGCGCUCUUACGCGGAGGCGAUAGAGGGUCCCUACUCCUCUCAGUGGCAGGCAGCUAUGGAUGCAGAGAUGGCUUCCUGGAAGUCCACAGGCACCUACGUCGACGCUGUUCCCCCUCCUGGGGCGAACAUCGUCAGUGGCAUGUGGAUUUUCAGGGUGAAGCGGCCGCCGGGUUCACCGCCUGUCUUCAAGGCGCGUUACGUGGCUCGUGGCUUCAGUCAGCGGCAGGGGGUUGACUACUUUCAGACCUUCUCCCCCACCCCGAAGAUGACUACUCUUCGGGUUCUGCUGCACGUUGCUGCUCACCGUGACUACGAGCUGCACUCUCUCGACUUCAGCACAGCUUUCUUGCAGGGCAGCCUGCACGAGGAGAUCUGGCUGCGCCGCCCACCUGGCUUCACUGGGUCGUUCCCUCCUGGUACCCAGUGGAGUCUCUAG